GUCAAAAUAUAUCAGAAUUUGGAAGGAAUUUCCAUAUCAGCCCGAUCGCAGGCCAUCACCUCAUUUUCGAGCUGCAAUCUCAGUAAGAUCGUGCCAAGAAAAUCUGCUCUACCCUUAAUUCAAAAAUUGAAAUGAGAGCUUCAUCUUCUUCAAUUCGAGCAUUAGGCACUAUUCUUCAUAGAUUCGCAACUGCAACAACCACAGCUUUAUUCAAAUCCCAUUUUUCUUCCGUUCCUUCUCCUUACUCUUAUCAUUCAAGGUAUGGUAGGAUUUGGAAAAGAUUCUCAUCAGCUUCUCCAUCAUCAUCAAAUUUGUGGAAUUCACAAUUACAUUUAUAUAAUGAAUAUUAUGAACCAUGUUCUUCUGUAAGAAAGAUUUGGACUUUCUCUCCUCUUUGCAUGGGUAGGCGCGCCUGCAAAAUUGCCGACAGAAAGGGGGCUCAAAAUCUAAAGAAGAUGAAGCUGUAUUCAAAGAUUGGUAAGGAAGUUGUAUCUGCUGUGAAAAAAGGAGGUACAAAUCCUGUAUCUAAUACUGUUCUGGCUGGUGUGAUUGAGAAGGCUAAGGAGCUUGAUGUCCCCAGGGAGAUUGUUGAGCGCAAUAUUAAGAAAGCCUCUGAUAAGGGACAAGAGGCUUUUAUUGAAAAAGCCUACGAGGUAUAUGGUUUUGGUGGCGUUGGCUUCGUUGUUGAGGUCUCAACAGAUAAGGUAAACAGAUCAGUAGCCGCAAUUAGGGAGGUGGUGAAAGACUGUGGUGGAAAGAUGGCAGAUUCGGGCUCUGUUGUAUUUAGGUUUAGGCGUGCUAGGAUUGUAAAUGUGAAAGUCAGUGACGCUGACAAAGACCAGCUUCUUGAAAUUGCCUUGGAUGCUGGUGCUGAGGAUGUGAUAGAACCUCCAGAUAACGAAGAUGACUCUGAAGAAGAUCAGUCUGAGAGGUGCUACAAAAUUGUAAGUUCACCAGAAGGUUACUCUGGUAUACUAUCAAAGCUUCGUGACGAAGGAAUAAGUUUUGAGCCUGAUAGUGGAUAUGAGCUACUUCCAAUAACCCCUAUUGAGGUAGAUGAUGAAGCUAUGGCAUUAAACAAGGAACUGAUGUCGGAAUUGCUCGCACUCAAUGAUGUUGAUGCUGUUUAUAUGGAUCAGAAAUAAGCCCUCCCCUAAACUCAUGGUAUGGGCACAUGCUAUAAUAAACUUUUCGUUUCACUUUAUUAUCGAGGCUUUUACGAUGGUUGAUUCGAAGAGAUCAGAUUCGAGAAGAGUUGUCUUCAUUUGGCAAAAUGUAUUUUUCUCACAAUUUUGUUGCUGCUACUAUCUGGUUUGGUAUAGUAGAUCAGAGUUCAGUCACACUACACAGGUGAUCGUCGUCAAUAAUAUAUUUGAAAAUUUGUUGACAUGUUUCAUCAAAUGUAGCUAUAUAGUGUUGACUAGACAUGUCAUAUUUUGACUCUACUCGUAAGUGAUCCAAAAUUCGAUUACAAAUUUUUGUAUGAAGCGGUUUUACUGUGAGAUGUUGGGUUGAAUAGCCCAACUAAUAUAAUUAUUAACAUAUGAGUUUCUUGUUUUGUGGUCAUCUCACCGAGAAACGAUCUCUUAUAAGAGUAACUCAUAUUCGAUUGAAUCCUAGAGCUUUUUUUACUCUGUGUGGCUGUCAUAGUCUCAAUUUGGUCUUCAUUGAAAGUACUUCAGACAAAGCAAGAAACUUCUUUGGCAUUGUCCAAAGUAUUUACACUAUAUUUUCCAAAUCUACAAAAAGAUGGACUAUUUUGAACGAACAUGUGAAAAUUUUGACAUAAAUCAUUGUCAACCACACGAUGGGAAAGUAGAUUUGUUGUCUUAGAAAAGGUGAGGAAUUCGACAUUGAUAGAAAUGAUUUAUUUGUGGAGUUAAUGUUGCUUAAUUAGAGAGCUUUUACCUAAGAAAAUUGGAGCAAUUCACAUAUUACAAUUUAUGAAACCUUUUCCUUUUUUUCCAAAUGCAAU
Messenger RNA from Amaranthus tricolor (Joseph's coat), 1975 nucleotides. Its product is annotated as probable transcriptional regulatory protein At2g25830. The record is from RefSeq and is a predicted model, not a curated record. The coding region runs from base 132 to 1145 and encodes 337 amino acids. Lineage: Eukaryota; Viridiplantae; Streptophyta; Magnoliopsida; Caryophyllales; Amaranthaceae. Gene Ontology annotation, cellular component: chloroplast. The transcript has 7 exons.